GGGCCGGGUUCUGGGAAAGCCGGCCUCUCCGUCUUCUUCCUCCUCCGGCCGCAGUCGCCUAGGGUUUUGCGGCUCGUGGUCGUACUCGUAGCCAUGGACGCGAAGGCGGCGCUGCCGCCGACGUCGACUCAGGAGCAGCAGAAGCAGGAGGAAGGAGGCGGUGGAGACGGAAGCUACGGCGUGCUCCUGUACUACAAGUACGCCGAUGUCCCCGACGCCCCCGCGCUCGCGGCCUUAUACGAGUCCCGCUGCCGCGCUCUCGCGCUCGUCGGCCGCGUCCGCGUCGGCCCCGACGGCGUCAAUGCCACGCUCGGGGGAAGAAUGGCGGCGCUGGAGAAGCACAUCGAGGAGAUGAGCUCGAACAGCCUGUUCGACGGGACCGACUUCAAGCUGGCCUCCUGCGAGGACCCUAUCGACGAGAGGGUCGCCAGGGAGUGCGGCUUCACGUCACUCUCGGUUCGGCUCGUCAAGGAGCUGGUUACGCUUUGUUCCAACCCAUCACUGACAACGCCCGAUAUCUCAUUCGCCGGGAGGCAUUUGUCAGCGGCUGAGUUCCACUCGGUGCUUCAGACUGUGGGAACUGGUUCGGAUACUGAGGCGCCUGCGGGGCAGAAUGAUGUGGUUGUUUUGGAUGCAAGGAAUCUGUAUGAGACGCGGAUCGGCAAGUUUCAUGUACCAAAUGUGGAGACGCUGCAUCCUGAGAUCAGACAAUACAGUGACUUGCCAUUGUGGAUAGAUGAGCAUACUGAGAAGCUACGUGGUAAAUCAAUUAUGAUGUACUGCACAGGAGGUAUACGGUGUGAGAUGGCCUCAGCUUAUAUCCGCUCCAAAGGUGAAGGCUUUGAGAAUGUUUUUCAAUUAUACGGUGGCAUUCAAAGAUAUUUGGAGCAAUAUCCCGAUGGUGGCUAUUUUGAUGGAAAGAAUUUUGUAUUCGACCAUAGAAUCUCUGUGGGAAGCAAUAAAGAUAACAUACUUGGAACUUGUUUGAUAUGUGGAUCUACCUAUGAUGACUAUUCCUCUCGGUGUCGUUGCAGCAAUUGCAGAAUGUUGGUCUUAGUGUGCUCCACAUGUCAGGAUUCUAAUAAGGAGUAUGUAUGUGAACUAUGUCUAAAGAAUGGAAAACAGUGCUGUGAAAUAUCUGUAAAGCAAGACUGCCAAGCAGAGUCAGAGCUAUCUGAACCUUCUGACAUUGGAAAGCUAUCCAUAAGCAACAAAAUUUCAACCUCUAAAGCUCCUGGGAGUAAUGGUAGUGAGCAGCUGAAGAAGUUGAGGAUUCUCUGCUUGCACGGCUUCCGUCAGAACUCUUCAAACUUUAAGGGAAGAACAUCAUCACUUGCGAAGAAGCUGAAACACAUCGCGGAGCUUGUCUUUAUAGACGCUCCACACGAGCUUUCAUUUGUAUACCGACCACAUCCAGAUGUCUGCUCCGACAAACCCUCACCUCCAUCUGGCACAGCAAAAACAAAAUCCGCAUGGCUAGUUUCUCCGAACAUGAGCUGCCACACCAUGCAAGAUUGGAAGGUUGCAGAUGCACCGUUUGACCCCCUUCAGUACCAGGAACAAACAGACGGGUUCAAGGAAUCAUAUGCAUACCUUGAAAGUAUAAUUGCUCAGGACGGCAACUUUGAUGGCGUUCUCGGUUUCUCCCAGGGUGCAGCAAUGGCUGCCUUACUGUGCAGGCAGCAGCAGAAGACUUGCGGAUCUCCAAAGUUCAGGUUUGGGAUAUUCUGCUCUGGAUAUCCAGCACCUGUUGGCGAUUUUGACAGAGAGCCAAUCAGGCUCCCCUCGCUCCAUUGCUUCGGUGGCGGUGAAGGUCAUGACAGGCAGAUUGCAAGCAGGGCAAGCACUGAACUUGCUGGCAUGUUUGAGGAGGGCCGGUGCACCAUCGUUGAGCAUGACAUGGGGCAUAUCAUUCCUACCCGGCCACCCUACAUCGAUCGGAUGAAAGAGUUCCUAUGCAAUUUCAUAUGACCUUUUUGGAAAAUAGGGGAUGUGCUUUGUUGUAUCUCUGGACCUGCUAUGAUGUAUUUCUUCUUUUUGUAUACUACUUUUGCCUCUAAAACCGAAGGAAAGGAAAGACAACAAACAAAUCAGUGAGCUGAAACCAGAUGCUUUGUGGAUGAUGCAAAAUAGUUAUUGUCCCGCGUACAGCACUGUA
Triticum urartu is the source of this 2158-nucleotide messenger RNA. Its product is annotated as rhodanese-like domain protein. The record is from RefSeq and is a predicted model, not a curated record. Lineage: Eukaryota; Viridiplantae; Streptophyta; Magnoliopsida; Poales; Poaceae.